ACUUGUCAUUACGUAAUCGUCAUUUAAAAUUCUGUCAUCUAUGUGCUACAAAUAAAAUUAUGUGUAUGGUUCUUUUUUGACAUUUCCCUUAGCAGAUCCUAUGAAAUAAAUGUGAAGGAAUGAGAUGUUAAACCACCUGAAAUAAUCAAAUGUUUGAAGAGCAAUAAAGGAAAUACAGGAAGAAUACUUGCAUGUAAAUAUAUAAAAUGUGUGAGUCUCCAAGAAGCCUUCUUAAAAUUUGCAUUGAUUUUAUUUGUAACAAUGUUUUGGAUUUGUGUGAAGUACAUCUUGGUGAUACGGGAGAACAUUCCCCUAAUUUAUUGGAUACAACUACUUGUAAUCAGCAAGUUAAUUUUUCAAUAAACAGUAAUAAUAUAGAUAUUUUGGGUGAAACAAUAGCUAGGGCAUCUAAUGAUGGAUCGUCAGGCUCAGCUAGAAGACUUAGUUUUAGAUAUCCAGAUGUUUUUUUACCAGCUGAGAUUUCUGAACAGUUAUUGUCUAAUCUUUGUGAAAAGAAAACUUUAUCCGAUUUGACUAUUACACUUUUUGAUUCAAAGUCCACUAGAUUAAGGCAUGUACAAUUAAAAGAUGCAUCUACAUUAUCCGCAAAGGGCUUGAAAGUUUUAAAGCAACAUAAAGUAGUAGAUCUAGUAGUAAAUGGAUUAAAAAUAACUGUUAAUGACCUGAUAAGUUGUUUGGGUGAUUGGAGUUUACAAAAUCUUAGAUCACUAAGUGUAGCAAAAGGAAGUUUCAUGGAUUGUUCACGGUAUUGCGUGGUAGUAACAUUAAGCAAAUUGAGAGCACUGCAUACGUUAAAUGUAUCCGAAACAGAAUUUAAUAAACAUGGUUUGGAAAUAGUAGUCGAGGAUCUUCCUCUUCUAGAAAGUUUAGAUAUUUCAUGUACAAAAGUUGAUGACAUAACACCAUUAAAAAAAUGUAAAAAUCGUCUAAAGACUCUCAAUAUGUACAAUUUGAAGAUAAACGAAAGUGCAAAUUUAAUUUCAGUAUUAUUGGAGUUAAAUGAAUUAAGAAAUUUAGACAUUUCAGAUGAAAGAGAUAUGCAUGCUCUUAAUUCUGUAUUAGGGCCUGCAAAACCAAAAAUAACAGACUUUUUAAAAGCUGUACAUUGUAUGCCAUAUUUAACUAGUUUAGAUUUAUCUGGUAAGGGUGAUAUAGAUCCAAAAGAUUUAAAAGAAUUUAUUAAAGCUCAUCCAUAUUUAAGGUUUUUGGGACUUGUUAGUACAGAUGCUUGUUAUGAUGACAGUUUAAUAAAUCCAAGUAAUGAAGAUUACAGACCUGGGCUUGUUGUCAGUGGUACAGCAACAGAAUCACAAAUUUUAGAAGCUCUUAGAAGGUAUACAUGCAGACCGUUUUAUCUUGAAAAAUGUUUAUUUAAUUUAUUCCGUUUAACACACAACUUCCUUGAACCACGAGUUGAUGUCAUAAAAUUAAUAUUACCUGGAAUGAGAGAAUAUCCGCAGGAGGUUCGCGUACAAGUACCAUGCACUGCAUGUCUUUAUAAUCUCACCAAAGGUGAAUUUGCUAUUAUGAUUCAUCCGUCGAUUCUUAAACAAGUUGUUGAAUUGACAAUGAUAGCUAUGGAAUCUUAUCCGACUAAUUAUCGGCUUCAAAUGAAUACAUUAUUGACUUUAUGUAGUGACAGAAUUCUGCAAGAUGUUGCUUUUGACAAAUAUAGAUGUGCAAGAUUAGUAUUAAAUUCUUUAUUAACUUUUAAUGAACCCUCAAUGAAUCGUAUGUCUGUUGCUAUUUGCUCAUUAUUAGCAGCAAAAAUAUCAACAGUAGAAACCUCUUUGCUUGGUGCUGAACCACUGUACAUGUCUAAGUUACUUCAAAUGGUUAAAUCUAAAAUGGAAUCUAAAUCAGUAGAUAUAACAAUGAAAUUUACAUUAAGUGCUUUGUGGAAUUUAACUGAUGAAAGUGUUACAACAUGCGAAGUUUUUCUAGAUGAAGGUGGAAUGGAAUUAUGUCUUAAAAUGCUAGAAAGCUUCCAAGACGAAUCUAGUGUUGAAACUAAAGUACUUGGUUUAUUAAAUAACAUAGCAGAGGUUGUUCAUUUAAGACCAAGGCUUAUGCAACCCAAAUUCAUCUCUAUGCUUUCCGUGCUGUUGACAUCUGCACACAUUGAUGUAUCUUAUUUCGCAGCAGGUAUUGCUGCACACUUGCUUAGCGAUGGUCCACGUGCAUGGACUACAAUGAUUACAGUCCCAACUAGAGAUGGAUUAUUAGAACAGUUAGCUUAUACUGUAACACAUUGGCAAACACCUCAGGGAGAAAUGGUUGCCUAUAGAAGUUUUCAUCCAUUUUUCCCACUUUUACGUUGCUCGGAUGCAUAUCCUGUGCAGCUUUGGGCAGUUUGGGCAAUACAUAAUGUAUGCACAAAAAACCCUAAACGUUAUUGCAGUAUGUUAAUUAGAGAAGGAGGAGUAGAGAUACUAAAAUAUCUUGAAAGUACACAUACAGAGCAAACGAUGAAACCAAAUUUACAAAGUUUAUGUCAAUCAAUUCUCAAAACACUUGAAUUAAAUUCUUAACGAUCACUAUUGCCUUCCAAAACGAAAUUUGCGUACCAUGAAGUUGGUAUACUAGUCAAUGUUUAUUUCAAUGCAAUCUUGUAUCCUGUUCUUUAGACCAAAUAAUUAAAAUUAUUACAUGAACAUGGAUAUUUAUCAAAAAAGGACUAAAACGAAACAACAAGUCCAUGAUAUUAAACUCUGUAGAUUUGAAUUGAGGACCUGAAUUAUGAAAUAUAGCUCUAUAUAUCAAUAAAGUACAUUAUACAUAGACCUUAUACUCAAAAAAGUAUGUUGAAUACAUAGUAUAAGUUACAUUUAAAGCCUGAUUACUGUAAAAAAAGAUAUAAUUAAAUAUUUGAAAAUAUACAUUGAGCUUAGAAGAGAACAACUUUUAAUAUGUUUUAUUGUCAUUACUAUAUUUUUUAAUUGUUAAAUAUAUUAUUAUGUUUUAAAAUGGAUAAAUCAAUAGAAAAAUGAAUUUAAUAAAUAGGGGCUAAUAUAUAUGAAGAAUUAAUUUAAUUAUUUGUUGUAAACAACGUCGUUUAAUAUAAUAAAGUUAAAAUGUAUUUAAUAUUUAAGGUUUCAGUCUAAUAAACUGAAUAAUUAUGUUAUUGUGAUAUUUGUAUAAUUAAUCGAGGUUUUUAAAGAACAUUUAUUUGUGUGGGAUUUAAGCAUAUAAUGUAUUUUGUGGUCGUGAAACAGUACUAACAGCGUUAGUUGAACUAUUCAAAACCCAUAUAACAUGUAACUAAAUGUUAUUGGUGCUGAUAUUGUGAAAAAAUAGUAAUUAGAUUAGAAUCUCAUGUGUAUGCUAUGCUUAAGAAAUAUCUUUUUUUAUUAUUAUAUAAGCGUUAUAAAAUGUAUUAGAAAAUAUUUUGUUAUAUUAUACUUUUAACAUUUUGAAUUCAGGUCUUCAAUUUCUUUUGUUAAUACUUACUCUAUCUUUCCAUUAAUUGCAACAUGUUUAGAGAUUAUUGUGCAUUUAUAUGCCCUUAGACGUAUAAAAAAAAAUACAAAUUUCUAAUAAAACAAGCAUAACAAUC
This is a messenger RNA of Osmia bicornis bicornis, 3577 nucleotides long. RefSeq names its product protein zyg-11 homolog B-like. The transcript is spliced from 10 exons. NCBI's taxonomy places the organism in Eukaryota, Metazoa, Arthropoda, Insecta, Hymenoptera, Megachilidae. The coding region runs from base 207 to 2552 and encodes 781 amino acids. Gene Ontology annotation, cellular component: Cul2-RING ubiquitin ligase complex. The record is from RefSeq and is a predicted model, not a curated record.